AUGGGGGAGAGGCUGGGCCGUCCCAGGCCCUUUUUAACCCGUGGACGCACUUUCGGAUGGUCCAGCAACAGCGUCAAACUGAAAAACUGCACCCACAACGGGCAUGACUUCCUAGGACAGAGCUCGGAACACAGCCUGGAGGCGGCAGCGCCCAAUGCUUCCCUCACUGUGGCCCACUCUCCUGUUUCACUGGAACUGGAGCCCAUGGUGAAUAAUGGAUCAAGCGCACCCGCCGCUCCAGGUGGCCACACAAAGGAUCCAUCGGCGCACAGUGAGCGCCGCCAGCCUCUCUCCAUCGCCACCGGACUGGUCCCCGGAGAGACGUCGCACCCGCUUCCUACCGCUGCCCGCUUCACGCACAGCCCUUACCACGCCAAGACUAGCAUGCAGGGUGAUGUGUACAACUUCCUAGAGAGACCCGCCGGCCUGAGGUGCUUCCUGUAUCACUUCCUAGUGUUUCUCAUGGUCGUAGUGUGCCUCAUAUUCAGCGUCCUGUCCACGAUCGAGCAGUAUGCAGAUUUUGCCACAGGAACUCUCUUCUGGAUGGAGAUCGUGUUGGUGGUGUUUUUUGGAACAGAGUAUGUGGUUCGUCUCUGGUCCGCUGGCUGCAGGAGUAAAUACGUGGGCAUUAAAGGCCGUCUGAGAUUCAUCAGGAAACCCAUCUCAAUCAUAGAUCUGAUCGUGGUCGUCGCCUCUGUUGUGGUUCUGAGCGUCGGGUCCAAUGGGCAGGUCUUCGCCACAUCAGCGAUUAGGGGAAUCCGUUUCCUCCAGAUCUUACGUAUGUUGCAUGUGGAUCGUCAGGGUGGAACGUGGAGACUUCUGGGAUCGGUGGUCUUUAUUCAUCGGCAGGAGCUGAUCACCACGCUCUACAUCGGGUUUCUGGGUCUGAUCUUCUCCUCGUAUUUCGUGUAUCUGGCGGAGAAGGACGCAGUAGACGAGGAAGGAAAGACGGGCUUCUCCAGCUACGCUGAUGCUCUGUGGUGGGGCGUGGUCACAGUGACUACAAUAGGCUACGGAGACAAAGUCCCUCAGACAUGGAUUGGAAAAGCCAUCGCAUCCUGUUUUAGUGUGUUUGCGAUAUCUUUCUUCGCUCUCCCUGCGGGCAUUCUGGGAUCAGGCUUUGCUCUUAAAGUUCAACAGAAACAGCGACAGAAACAUUUUAACCGUCAGAUUCCCGCCGCGGCCUGUCUCAUACAGACGCUGUGGCGAUGCUAUGCUUGCGAGAAGCCCGACGGCUGUGCGGCCACAUGGAAGAUGUACGUGCUGACGGGCGACUACAUCCCUAUCAUCAACUCUGAAAACUUCAGUCCGGGAAACUUCAGGCGACUGAGCAAACGUUAUAAACGGAAGCCCAAGUUGAUGCGUGACAACGGUUCUCUGGGUCCUGGAGGAGAGAGAGCGGUCUCCAUCCCUCAAAUUACCUACGAUCACAUCGAUGAUAAAGAAGGAGUCUUUCCAGAGGAGCCCGCAGGUAUAACAAGUAUCUAUAUCCACAACCGCCAGCGCUCGUGGUCGGCUUUCACGCUCAGCUGUCCUUCCUCUCCAGUUAAGAAAAAGUUGGACGGUCCAUACAUCUCACGGAACAACAGUCUUGUUGACGAACUCGACUUCACUGGAGAAGACAUCCCCUUACCUGUACUUACAGAUGCUUCACAUCUGUUGAAAAGCCCAUUUGUGGCAAAGGAGGAAGAUUCGGUCUCCACUCAGCACCUGAAUUCAACCAGACUUUCCCACGCUCACAGAUCUGCCGUCAAGGUCAUCAGAAGGAUGCAGUACUUUGUGGCUCGACAGAAAUUUCAGCAAGCGAGGAAACCAUACGACGUGCGAGACGUGAUUGAGCAGUAUUCACAGGGCCACCUCAACAUGAUGGUUCGGAUCAAAGAGCUGCAGAGAAGGUUGGAUCACACAUUGGGAAAACCGGGGAUGUUCCUGCCAGAGAAAGGUGUGGAUAAAGAUUAUUAUACAGUGGGAGCCCGACUCAUACGACUGGAAGAUAAGGUGCUUCAGAUGGACGUCAAGCUGGAGAACGUUCUGAAGAUCCUGGUGGAGCAUUUCCAGUCCAAACCAGAACUCCUGCAGAAACCCAACCAGUACAGCUCUCGGAUCACCGUCAUGAAACGGCUGGGUGUAAGCAUGGACGGGAGCCAAUGAGAGCCAUUAUAGACACUCACAAACUCACAUAUGAGGAGAAACAUGGUCCAAGAUGAAAAACAUUGGUUUUCACCUUUCUAUCUUGGGUUUUACACUUCAAUGUAAAAUCAUUCUGAACAUGAAGGUUCCUUUUUUCGACAUAAAGACGGAUGUGUCUGGAUGUCCAUUCUCAUAUCCUACUAGAACAAUGUCCUCUUUAUUUGAUUUGUUUUCUGGUCAAUGCUUUGGUGUUACACCAAUGGACUAAAACAGCAUAAAGGUCAAAAUCAUAAAUCAACUUCUGUGAGACCAGGUUGUGAGAAGCAGAAGUGCUCAAGGGUUUUUUUUUUCUGUUAAGGCUCGACAUAAAGACCGCUUGGAUGACAUUUCACUUGCUCUCCGUAUGUCCAUGCCUGUUGCCUACUCAAAAAUGUCCAAGCGAAAAUCUUAAACUCUUCUAGAACAGUGUAGAUUUUACUUGCAUGGGCUUUGUAAGACCCAUUUUGGUCAAACAAGGACAAUUCACGAAAACAAAACAGAAGUUGAAAUUAUAAAUCACAUUUUCCAGCUACAACAGCAGGACAACGAAUGCCGGCUGUUGAUGUAUAGCUGUGGUAGGGCUUAUCAAAACAGCAAAACACCCACGAUAGAUUCUAACGAUAUUAAUAGUGCACUGAGAAAGGAGGAUAUUCAGGGCUGUUGGCAUUGUGAAGAGUGCCAAGAUUUUCAACAGUGCAUCUGUCACAAUUCCAACAACGCUACAAGACUUUGCCCUCAUCCGCCUUUAAUCCCGCAAAGGAUCAUUUUAGAUGCAUUUGUUUUUAGCAAAUCCCUGAUUAUUUUACUUAUCCAAUUUAAAUAAAUGUUGAAAGUCGAGGCAGGUUGACGGGAAAAACCAGUGAAAAAUUAAUGGAACAAAAAGCAAUUCAGUCGAAGUCUUCCACCAUUUUUUUCCAUUACCCUCAAAAGCCUUAUGAGGAAGCAACUGAGAAUUUUCUCUAAACAUGUUCGUCAGUUGCACAGAAUUAAUGUUUUUCAUUUACUGUUUUAUAAAGCAAUAAGCCAUGAGAGGCUGGAUGUUUUUAGACCUAAAAACCCUUUAACCCUUGUUGUGGUCACACAUUUUAUGUUCCCGGUCAAAAAUGACCGGCCCACUAAGAUUGUUUAUAAAUCUCUCAUAUUGCAUAUAUUAUCAUAUAUUAUAUUUAUCAAAUCCUUUUUUAGGAAUUGUGACAGGUUUUGUACUCCUUUUUUUGAACAUAUUUUAUAUACAUAUAUGUUUUAUUGAUAGAACUGUGCUUCCUGCGGAAAACAAACAAAAUAAAUGUAAUAAUUACAUAAUAAAUUAAUAACCACUUGCUUGAAGUGAACAAAAUAGGUGUCAAUUUAAAGCUUAGAAUCUGGACUUGAAUAUACAUAUAGCUUGAUCCUACCAAUUCUUAAAUAAUGCUUUUUAAUUGGCUGACAAAUAAGAACUGUUUCCUUCUCAUCAUUUACAAUAAUUAUAUUAAGAUUUGGUAAAACCAUAAAAAAAAGAUGAGAUAGCCAUGUGUUAUAUAUUGUUGGAAAUGUCUCAAUCAGUAAAAUGCAAUGAGCAAAUUUGUUUCACUCAGAGGUCAAACUGCAGUGAGUUUUCUGCACAGACACAUAUAAAUAUAAUAAACAAGAGUGUCUUUUUGUCACAUUUUUCCUUAUUACAUCCUGAAACAUACAUAUAACAUAGACAAUGACAUAUCAUAACUUACAACAGACUAUCCCGAUUCAAACGAGCCCAAACACAACAUAAUAUGAUGAGUAGAUCUUGAAAUAUUCCUCAAAGAAUGUACAUGGAAAGACGAUGCACAAAAGGGCCCUCAACACACAUUGUGUGUUUGUGUGUGUGUGUGUGUGUGUGUGUGUGUGUAUGUGUGAGCACAUGUCCGAGGACUUUGUGUGUUUAAACACACACCCACAUACUGUAUAUGCUCAUCUAAAGGAUUGUGAUGCUUCUGAACACCUAAUAUUUCUGUAUUUUGUAGUCUAAUCCAUUCAUUUCCAAUGGCCGGUCAUUUUUGACCGGGAACACAACAAGUGUAACAAAGUGAAAUAACACCACAAUAAUUUAAAGGAAAUUGUCCAGUUUUUGUGUGUGUUUCAGAUAACAUAUGUGAACAUAGUCAAGGGAUUUUAUUCCAAUUGGAUUAAGUAUGAAAAUAAAAUAAAAAAAAAACGUCAGGAAAAAAAUGUCGACCGGAACACAACAAAAGGGUUAACUGUGGUAAAAUUACUGUAACACAUGGCUUCAAGUGGUUUAUUGCUUUAAUAAAAUGGCAUCAAACAGCAAUAUGAUUAAAGAAACCAAUGUUCAUUAGAUAGUAACAUUUAUUAACAUUAAUAAUCUGAAUUAACAAUUCUUCCAUUAAGUAAUAUAAUUAGACUGAGGCCACAUCCACACUAACUCCUUUUCAUUUGAAAACUCUGUUUUCAAUUUCUGACUGUAAACGUUUCCCAAAAUAUGCAGUAAUGCAAAAUGCCAGUUUUUCAGUGGAGGAAAACGCUGUUCUAGUGUGAAUGAGAGGCAUAAAUGUUGCAAAAUCUAUGUUUUAGUGUGGGCGUGGCCUAACUGUAGGCUGUUUACGGUUGCCAAGAAUAUAUGUAAUAAUAUAGAAUGUGCGGUCACAGUUGUGCGUUUAUCAGCAUUUUACAACGCUGCUCAUACAUUCAGAAUUUAUAGCUGGAACUAUCUGUUUUAUAAAGUAAAUUAUACGUUUUACUUUAAUUAUACGGCACAACAGAAGCUGAGAACCUGAAAAACUGUUAAAUAGUUUUACUUUUUCAUUUUCCUCCUCUGUGAACUUCAAAGAUGUUCGAAGUCUGGGUUGUGUACGUUUACGGGGGACUCAAAGAAAAGCAGUGUUUUCAAAAAAUGAAUUAUAUUCCUAUUGCUGACAUGACUCUGUACAGUUUUACAAAAAAAGAAAAUGUAAAUAUUGCCUUAUAUUUAUUUCAAUGUGGUGCAGAAUGGUUUGCGUUCAAAUUCUGAUGGAAUGACAACUGUGAUCUGUUGUAAUCAUUUGCUCUGGAAAACUGGUGUAAAUAAAAUAUGCAUUUAAUUACGUAUCAUGUUGCAUUUUGGCUGCGUGAAUGCAAGCAUACCUGCCACACUUUGUGUAGUCGAAGAAUGAGUCACACCGAUCAUGUGUUAAUGAUUAAAGUUCUGGAACCUCAAACAUUGUUAAACAGGCCAGAGAAAUUAAAAAUGACUGGAAAUUUUUCCAUUGACAUAUUCCUGUUUACCAAACCACUAUUUUGUGUGCCUAUUUUUACAAAAGGGUUCAAGGACUUGAAUUUCUACUAAAUUAUAUUGGCAUUCAAAGGCCAAAACAUACGACAGAUGUCCCAAAACCAACAGGUUCCCAAGAGAGAGAACUGGAAGUGAAGUUUUGGCCCGUGCUUUUAGGUAUUUUCACACUUGGUUCAUUCCAGAAGUUCACAUUCAUUCUGGCUCUUAUGUGAACGCUCUAAAUGGGCCCAUUAAAGAGAAAUCGCAGAAAUUACACACUUCGGCUUUAAACUCCUGAGACCCGAGCGUAACUGCUGUGUGCAUUUUCCAUCCCCAUUUUUUGAUUUGUAACUAGUAGCCCCUAAUAAACAUAAAAAAA
This is a messenger RNA of Myxocyprinus asiaticus (Chinese sucker), 5771 nucleotides long. It is a transcript of the gene kcnq1.2, whose product is annotated as potassium voltage-gated channel, KQT-like subfamily, member 1.2. The record is from RefSeq and is a predicted model, not a curated record. Gene Ontology annotation, molecular function: voltage-gated potassium channel activity. Bases 1 to 2151 code for a protein of 716 amino acids. Gene Ontology annotation, biological process: potassium ion transport; transmembrane transport. The transcript is spliced from 19 exons. Lineage: Eukaryota; Metazoa; Chordata; Actinopteri; Cypriniformes; Catostomidae. Gene Ontology annotation, cellular component: membrane.